This is a messenger RNA of Penicillium expansum, 1215 nucleotides long. Its product is annotated as DNA mismatch repair protein MutS, core. Lineage: Eukaryota; Fungi; Ascomycota; Eurotiomycetes; Eurotiales; Aspergillaceae. The record is from RefSeq and is a predicted model, not a curated record. The transcript has 6 exons. The coding region runs from base 1 to 1215 and encodes 404 amino acids. Gene Ontology annotation, molecular function: ATP binding; ATP-dependent DNA damage sensor activity; mismatched DNA binding. Gene Ontology annotation, cellular component: nucleus. Gene Ontology annotation, biological process: mismatch repair; reciprocal meiotic recombination.
AUGAAAGUUGGGCUACACAAUGUCGGUUUAUUCAUUGAAUUCAUUGAAUUCUCUGGAUUCUUUUUCGCCAUCGGCUUCCAGAGUGUCGCAGCACAAGACAUCAUCUGCGCCGUCAGUGAAUCGCGGGGCGUCUCAUCAACUGUUGGCCUCGCAUUUGUCAAUCUUGCGACAGCUGAAGCAGUGCUCUGUCAAAUAUGUGACAGCCAGACUUACGUCAAGACAAUCAUCAAGAUUGGUGUUUUUGAACCUAGUGAGAUUCUGUUCAUGAACACUGCCAAAGAGUCGAAGCUCCGCUAUAUCAUCCAAGAGAAUCUGCCAGAUCCUAUCUUCACCUUCCUAGACCGCAGAUGGUGGUCUGAAAAGACAGGUCACGAGUAUGUGGAACGACUGGCUUUUCCAGAGGAAGUCGACUCGCUCAAGGUUACUCUGGGCGGGAACUAUUUCGCAGCGUGUUGCUUUGCCGCAGUCCUCAAGUAUGUCGAAGUCGAACUCCAGCGAUCUUUUACUGCGCAUUCUCUUCGGAUACGCUUCGAGCCGUCCCAGGGGUCCAUGACAAUUGACUUGGCGACUAUUGUUUCUCUUGAACUUAUCCAGAACCUGCAAAAUGCGAAGUCUAAAGAAAGCUUGUUCGGACUAUUGAACGAGACAUUGACGCCUAUGGGGGCCAGACUACUCCGAGCGAGCAUCUUACAGCCUUCAACGGAACGAGUCAAGUUGACAGCCCGAUACAAUGCUGUGGAAGAUCUGGCCACCAAAGAGGAUAUGUUUGCGUCUGUGAGACAAGCGCUCAAGGGCUUCAUUGAUGCAGAUAAAGUGUUGACUGCGAUCAUAUUGGUUCCCACCAAGCGGACAAUACAAUACGCCGAACAGUCGGUCAACAAUGUGAUCAUGCUCAAGACUUAUGUGUCUGCGAUUAAAAAAAUCUUCCAAGCGCUUGGAGCAGCACAAAGCGAUUUGCUGCUUACCAUACGCGAAUUGUGCGCUCCUGAGGGGCAUCGUUCAAUUGAGGAGCUGAUUGACACAACUUUGAAUGAGCAUGUAGCCUAUCAGUCAAAGCCACUUGAUCUGAGGAACCAGCGUAUCUACUGUGUCAAGGCCGGCGUCAACAGUCUCCUCGAUGUUGCAAGGAAGACCUACAAGGAGGCGAAUGCAGACGCCACGGAGCUAAUUGAGAAAUUAUCAGGCACGUCUGAAAUUAUGACACUUCAUGAAUGA